This is a messenger RNA of Gekko japonicus, 2836 nucleotides long. It is a transcript of the gene RCOR3, whose product is annotated as REST corepressor 3. Gene Ontology annotation, molecular function: transcription corepressor activity. Gene Ontology annotation, biological process: regulation of transcription by RNA polymerase II; negative regulation of DNA-templated transcription. NCBI's taxonomy places the organism in Eukaryota, Metazoa, Chordata, Lepidosauria, Squamata, Gekkonidae. Gene Ontology annotation, cellular component: transcription regulator complex; histone deacetylase complex. Bases 157 to 1821 code for a protein of 554 amino acids. The transcript is spliced from 12 exons. The record is from RefSeq and is a predicted model, not a curated record.
GGGUGGGGGGAGAAGGGAGGAGGUGUCGGCGCCGCGGCGGCCAGAGCCGCGGGGGGGCGGGGGAAAGGGGCACCAACAUGGCGGCUCCAUAUUAACUUUCCCCCCCGUUCGGCAGCCGCUGCCACCGUCCGCCGCCCCCUCGCCCUGGUUGCCGUCAUGCCGGGCAUGAUGGAGAGGGGAGCCGAGCUCCUGGGGGGCGGCAAGAGCAGGACGACCCCCAACGGCACCAAGAACGGCGGCAGCCCCGGUUCCAACGGGCAUUUUUCCGAGGCGGAGAGCAGCGGCGGCGGUGGUGGCGGCGGCGGCGGCGACAGUGGUGACGAGCACGAUGUAGGAAUGAGGGUCGGAGCAGACUAUCAAGCUCGCAUCCCUGACUUUGAUCCUGGAGCUACAAAAUACACAGAUAAAGACAAUGGAGGGAUGCUUGUGUGGUCUCCAUAUCAUAGUAUUCCAGAUGCCAAGUUGGAUGAAUAUAUUGCAAUAGCAAAGGAAAAACAUGGCUACAAUGUGGAACAGGCACUUGGCAUGUUGUUCUGGCAUAAACACAACAUUGAGAAGUCCCUUGCAGAUCUCCCGAAUUUUACUCCUUUUCCUGAUGAGUGGACAGUUGAAGAUAAAGUCCUAUUUGAACAAGCUUUCAGUUUCCAUGGGAAAAGCUUUCACAGAAUCCAACAAAUGCUUCCAGAUAAGACUAUUGCAAGCCUUGUAAAAUACUACUACUCCUGGAAGAAAACACGUUCUAGGACAAGUUUAAUGGAUCGCCAGGCCAGGAAGCUAGCAAACAGAAAUAAUCAAGGUGACAGUGAUGAUGAUGUGGAAGAAACUCACCCAAUGGAUGGGAAUGAUAGUGAUUAUGAUCCCAAAAAAGAAACUAAAAAAGAGGGAAAUAAUGAGCAGCCUGUUCAGUCCAGCAAAAUAGGAUUGGGUAGAAGAGAAUAUCAGAGUUUACAGCAUCGUCACCACUCUCAACGUUCCAAAUGCCGUCCUCCUAAAGGCAUGUACCUAACUCAAGAAGAUGUAGUGGCAGUUUCCUGUAGCCCCAAUGCAGCCAAUACACUUCUUAGGCAGCUGGAUAUGGAGCUGAUCUCAUUGAAGCGACAGGUUCAGAAUGCUAAGCAAGUAAACAGUGCACUUAAGCAGAAAAUUGAAGGGGGAAUAGAAGAAUUCAAACCUCCUGAGUCCAAUCAAAAAAUUAAUGCCCGUUGGACAACGGAAGAACAACUUCUUGCCGUUCAAGGUGUCCGCAAGUAUGGUAAAGAUUUUCAAGCUAUUGCUGAUGUAAUUGGCAACAAGACUGUUGGUCAAGUGAAGAACUUCUUUGUAAACUACAGGCGUCGGUUUAACUUAGAGGAGGUUUUGCAGGAGUGGGAAGCAGAACAAGGAACCCUGGCUUCUAAUGGUGAUGCUUCUGCUUUAGGGGAGGACACAAAAAAUACUAAUGUGCCAUCAGGGAAGAGCACUGAUGAAGAAGAUGAGGCUCAGAUCCCACAGACUCCUCAAUGUGUAGGGUCUUCUCCACCUGCCCAGGCAUCAACUCCAACACCAGCAGCCCCUGUAACAACUUUGAAUCAGCCUCCUCCAUUACUUCGUCCAACCCUUCCGGCUGCUCCAGCUCUCCAUCGUCAGCCUCCACCACUUCAGCAGCAGGCUCGAUUUAUUCAGCCAAGGCCAACCUUGAACCAGCCCCCUCCACCACUCAUCCGCCCAGCUAAUUCAAUGCCUCCUCGUCUAAACCCAAGACCAGCAUUAUCUUCCACUGGUGGCCCACAGCCGCCAUCGCUUAUUGGAAUCCAGACAGAAUCACAGUCCCCUCUGCACUAAAGAAAUAGGGCAGAACUAUGGUAACUAACAAAUAAAAUUGUAUCAGUGUCUAUUUUUCUCAGAUAGGGAAGGAAGGGAAGUGAGCCUUCCGCAGUAUUGAAGCAGUCUUACACAAAAGAGCAAGCAGCAGAAAUAAUGUGAAUGGCCAUCUGUAUAAGAGAAACUUCAGUGCAGUAGAUUGUUACAGUGAGACAAUGUCUACGAAGUCGGUCUUCUUACACAGAAUAACUUCUUUAAAAGAGAAAAAGUUCAAAGCACUAGGACUUCAACUGGUUUUUACUCUAUUUAUUUUAUGAAAAUCUUUAUAUUCAAACCACAUUAGUACAUGGAAACAGUGCGUCUGACAAGUGUAGGAGUUUCAACUACUGUUGUGAAGCUGGUGGUAAACCUGAUAUUAUUUGGGGAAUUCCUUUUUACAUUUUCCUAUGUUAGGAGUGCAAGCAUUAAUAAGAAGCCUACUAUUUAGAUUCUGACAGAUACAGAACAACCAUACAUUUUUAGACUUGUAUUUUCUAGAUUUCUUUUAAAAUGCUUUUCUGCAGAAAAAGUUUACAGUAUGCCUGUUAGAAAAGUUAUCUCAAAGAUUUGCAAAAGCUAAGGUACAAAAUAAAUUUAAACUUAACUGUGUGGUCUUCUGAUACUGGAAGUAUGACUUGCUAGUACAAAUUCUGUGGUAGGCAAUGGAUGAGCCAGCAUCUUUGCUUUACAUUAAAAAUAAAAAAUUAACACCAUUAACAGCUGCUGUUACCAUGUGGCUACUAAAGUUGUCUUUUUAAAAUUAUCUUUGUAGUACUGCUUUUACCUGAAAUUUUAUCCUAUUGUGUAAGUUUUGGCAAUAAGUUAACAAGGAGUGCUCUCCUGAAAUUAAUAGGUACUGGGAUAAUAUGAAAUAAUUAAACAUUAAAAAUGUCUUCACCUACCACUGCUUCCUUCUCAGACUACCCCAGUCCAUUUUUUGUGGUUGUUGCCAAUGCAAUUCCCCCCCCCCCCCCCUUUUCAUUUUUUUUUUUUAAAG